AUGCUUCUCAAUACUGUAUUCCGUUACCAAAUGUCCUUGCUUAUGCAAGUUUUGGCAGAAGAAUUUUGCAUUUCUCCAGCUGAUGUUCUCGAUACUGUAACUGACGCAUGUUCCAUGAAUCCCUCCACAUCUCUUGACAUCGAAACCCCAAAGCCGAUCACAUCUCCCAGAAGAACUCUGCCAGAAGCUCCUCCAAGUUACUAUGAUUUUCCACCGAGUUACACAACAAACAGCGAGAUCUAUACAGAUGAAUUACCAGCAUAUUGUCCAAGAGAAUUUCCAGCGAGACCUUGUAUGCAAGAGCAGCAAAAUCCAUCUUCUUCACUUCCACGUCUUCCACCACAACGUGUUUUCACCGUACUUCCUCGACAAUCUUACGCAAUUCGAAUGCAAAGAACUCGCCGACCGGCUCCACCUCACAGACAUCAUCUGCGUCAACAACUUAAUAAAUUAUUCGGACUCGCUUUUAUCAUAAUUCUAGCAAUUGUUAUUCUAAUAUUAGCGGUUCUGAUGACCGUUUCUCUUGUUUGA
Molecule: messenger RNA, 531 nt
Organism: Caenorhabditis remanei
Lineage: Eukaryota; Metazoa; Nematoda; Chromadorea; Rhabditida; Rhabditidae
Exons: 3
Coding region: 1-531 (176 amino acids)
Source: RefSeq, a predicted model, not a curated record